Helianthus annuus (common sunflower) is the source of this 398-nucleotide messenger RNA. RefSeq lists its product as uncharacterized. The coding region runs from base 36 to 362 and encodes 108 amino acids. The record is from RefSeq and is a predicted model, not a curated record. NCBI's taxonomy places the organism in Eukaryota, Viridiplantae, Streptophyta, Magnoliopsida, Asterales, Asteraceae. The transcript has 3 exons.
GCAGAUCUUCAAAAAAUCAUCGGACAAAAUCAAACAUGGCUGAGUUGAACAGCCAAAAACAUGGCAGAUCUUCAAAAAUCAUCAGACAAAAUCAAACAUCGCUGCAGAUCUUCAAAAUUCAUCGGACAAAAUCAAACAUAGCAAGAAACUACAUGAAGAUGCAUUGGGUGAGAGUAGAGUUUCUUCAGAGUUUCCAGCCUCAGAUCUACAUCAAAAUGGCACAAAUGAUGAUGAGGAUGGUGUUCAGAAUUGUACUUUUACAGAGCUGCUAUCCACAGGUAUUCAUGCGGACGAGGAAUUUUAUGUUCACCACACACCCAAUGGCACUAGAAUGUGGUGUCCUAAUGUUCCUAUUGUUUUAAAGCCUGUUGUUGGUUGUGUAUAUGAAACGUAGAAGG